AAAACAAGAGAUCGCACGAAAACGUGAGUUUAAUUUACUCAAAAUUCCAUAAAUAAUGGAAAUUUGGAGAGUACAGACUAUUACUUCAUCCUAGAGAGAGGUCAUGGUCGAUGUGAAAGCACCCGUUGUAACAUGGCGUUCUUCCUUCCAAGAAGCAAAGAGGUUGUGUUACAUAGCAGCACCCAUGAUUGCUGUGAACUUAUCCCAGAGCUUAUUGCGCGUUGUUUCGAUGAUGAUGGUAGGUCAACUUGGCGAGCUUGCUCUCUCUAGCGCCUCCAUAGCUAUCUCCCUCUCUGGGGUCACCGGCUUUAGUCUUUUCCUAGGGAUGGCAAGUGCAUUGGAAACUUUAUGUGGACAAGCAUUUGGAGCAGAAGAAUUUAAGAAAGUUGGACUUCAUACUUACACUGCUAUAUUUUCCCUCACCUUAGUUUGUUUUCCUUUAUCUUUGAUAUGGAUAUUCAUGGACAAGUUACUAAUUUUUAUGGGUCAAAACCCUGACAUUUCUCGCGAAGCCAGAAAAUUCACAAUCUGGCUUCUACCUGGUCUUUUCGCUCAUGCUGCCCUUCAACCACUCGUUAGAUACUUUCAGGCACAAAGUUUGACAUUUCCUAUGCUUGUAAGCUCUGUCGUCACCCUCUUGAUCCAUAUUCCUCUCUGUUGGGCUCUCGUCUUCAAGUCCGGGCUGGAUCACCUUGGAGGAGCAUUAGCAAUCAGUAUAUCCUACUGGCUCAAUUUGAUUUUACUUGGAAUGUACAUGAAGUUUUCCUCUGCCUGUUCGAAAACCCGAGCUCCCAUUUCUAAGGAGAUAUUCGAAGGAAUCGGAGAGUUCUUUCGCUUUUCAAUCCCUUCUGCACUAAUGUUAUGCCUUGAGUGGUGGUCAUUCGAAUUGCUUAUCUUGCUCUCCGGGCUUUUACCAAAUCCGGCCCUCGAAACUUCAGUACUGUCUGUAUGUCUCCAGACCAUUUCAACACUCUAUGCAAUACCAUAUGGCUUUGGUGCUGCAGUAAGUACUAGGGUUGCAAAUGAACUAGGAGCCGGUAACCCAGAAGGUGCGCGUUUAGCUGCUCGCGUCGCAGUGUUUCUAGCAGCCAUAGAGACCAGUAUAGAAACCACAACCCUGUUCGCCUGCCGGUACAUAUUUGGCUACAUUUUUAGCAAGGAGAAGGACGUCGUCGAUUAUGUCAUAGCCAUGGCACCUCUAAUUUGUCUGUCUCUUAUUCUAGACAGCUUUCAAGGGGUCCUUACAGGUGUUGCUAGAGGAACUGGGUGGCAGCAUAUAGGGGCUUACAUAAACCUUGGAGCAUUUUAUCUCUGUGGGAUCCCAGUUGCUGCACUAUUGGCUUUCUUGGUACACCAAAGAGGAAGGGGACUUUGGAUUGGGAUACAAGUUGGUUCUUUUGUGCAAACCAUUCUGCUCUCCUUGGUAACAAUUCGUACAAACUGGGAAAAGCAGGCAAGGAAGGCAAGGGAGAGGAUAUUUGAGAAGAAGGCUUCGAUUGGAUAAUCAAUUGUGCCACUAAGCAAAGGUUGACGGAAAAUCUUGGCUUCGUACUUGUUCCUCCGUACAUGCAUACCACAAUUUAGCACAUGUUCAAAAAUGCUUUCAUACGUCGCUUAUGUAUAUUUAUCAACGGUUUUAUAGGUAAAGAGAAAUGACUCUUUAACUAUAACGAGCGAGUAGUGUUUGAUGAAAUUAAUUUCCUUUGAAAAAAUCCACCUAUCCUAUACAAGCCAAAAUUUACAUUCUUUUA
Molecule: messenger RNA, 1751 nt
Organism: Pyrus x bretschneideri (Chinese white pear)
Lineage: Eukaryota; Viridiplantae; Streptophyta; Magnoliopsida; Rosales; Rosaceae
Product: protein DETOXIFICATION 12-like
Exons: 7
Coding region: 104-1504 (466 amino acids)
Biological process (GO): xenobiotic detoxification by transmembrane export across the plasma membrane
Cellular component (GO): membrane
Molecular function (GO): antiporter activity; xenobiotic transmembrane transporter activity
Source: RefSeq, a predicted model, not a curated record